This is a messenger RNA of Ziziphus jujuba (common jujube), 1826 nucleotides long. Its product is annotated as mitochondrial carrier protein MTM1. NCBI's taxonomy places the organism in Eukaryota, Viridiplantae, Streptophyta, Magnoliopsida, Rosales, Rhamnaceae. The transcript is spliced from 10 exons. The record is from RefSeq and is a predicted model, not a curated record. Bases 353 to 1564 code for a protein of 403 amino acids. Gene Ontology annotation, biological process: mitochondrial transmembrane transport.
AUAGGGAGUGAAAAAUGUACAAGCUCAGAAAAUACCCAAUUAAUUGGCACCCUCUAAUCCACGCCACGAAUCUCUUCCUCGAACGCCCACGCAGACACUUGUUUUGUCUCUCUUUCCCAACAAAAUAAUAACCAACCAAACUUCGCUUUUUCUUUCUUUUCUCAGUUUCUUGCGUUUGUAUUGGAAACUUAACGAACGCUCUUUGUCCCAAUCCAAUCUUCCAGAAAAUUACCAUAACAGGCAUGCAUUUUCUUGACGGACAAGACUGCGAAGACGAAGAAGAGAGGUAGGAGUUUGAGAAGCUGGGUGCGAGACCUUUGAAAGAGAGAGAGAGAGAGAGAGUGAGUGAGGAAUGGUGUGGUCGAGGCAUAGCAUACCUUCAUGGUUAAGCGCAGCGGCAACCAGGGUUGAUUUUGAAGCCAACCCAUCGAAGAUGCUCAAAGAUGGCAACGAUGGUUGUUCCUUGGAGCAACACCAGCACCGUUCCAAACCGCCACUAUCUGAUGCCAAUUUGGGUUUUGGAGGGAGAGUUCUCUCUGCUGCUGGUGCUGCUGUUCUCUCUGCUAUCCUCGUCAACCCCCUUGAUGUUGCCAAGACACGGUUACAAGCACAAGCUGCCGGAGUUCCUUAUCAAGGAUUAUGUUAUCCUGCAUGUUCCGAAGCAAACACAAUUCUUCCAAAUUUACAAUCUUCUGCAUCAAGCGUUCGUUCAAAUCUUGGCCUUGAACCUGUGUGUCGUCCAGAAUGUAGCCAGUAUAAAGGAACGGUGGAUGUCUUCUACAAAGUCAUACGUCAGGAAGGCUUUUUAAGACUGUGGAGAGGAACAAAUGCAAGCUUAGCAUUGGCUGUACCAACUGUGGGAAUCUACUUACCUUGCUAUGACAUUUUUCGCAAUUUGAUGGAAGAUUUCACAACUCAGAAUGCUCCAAAUUUGACGCCAUACGUCCCAUUAGUGGCAGGAUCAGUUGCACGUUCAUUAGCUUGUCUUACUUGUUACCCGAUUGAACUGGCAAGGACACGCAUGCAGGCAUUUAUAGAAACUCAGAUUGGUGUGAAACCUCCAGGAGUCUUUAAGACACUUCUUGGGGUUGUUGACCCUGCCAAGAGCACAAACUUCCUUCAAAACUUACAAAGCUACCGCAUCUUAUGGACUGGCCUUGGAGCACAACUUGCUCGUGACGUUCCUUUCUCUGCGAUAUGCUGGUCAACUCUUGAGCCGAUAAGGAGAAGAUUUCUUGAUAUGGUGGGUGAUAAAGCCAGUCUUCCCAUCAUUUUUGGGGCAAAUUUUUCUGCUGGUUUUGCUGCAGGAACCCUUGCAGCUGCUUUUACAUGUCCGCUGGAUGUGGCAAGAACUCGAAGGCAGAUAGAGAAGGAUCCAUCAAGAGCGGUCAAGAUGACGACAAGAUCGACCCUGGUAGAAAUAUGGAGGGAUGGAGGAAUGAAAGGAUUGUUUACAGGAAUUGGGCCCCGUGUUGGUCGUGCUGGCCCUUCUGUUGGAAUAGUUGUCUCCUUCUAUGAAGUUGUCAAAUAUGCUUUACACCAUCAUACCCAUCUUAAUCAAUAAUUUCAUUGGAAUAAAUCAAUAUCAUUCACUCCAUGUGAAUGUCAGCUAGUUUUCUUCCCCAACAAACAAAAAAGCAACACAUUUCUUGCCUCUACAGGUCUUUGUUAGUUUCCCUUUUCAAGCUCGUUGUUUUACAGUUUGCUUGUUGUUAAUUUCGUUUUUGUUGCGAGAAAAACAAUUGUGAUUACACAUGUAAAGUUCGUAAUUUUCAUUCAAAUAAAAUUAAAUAAAAGGUACCAAAUUGGGUGCGAAAAUUUACCAA